CUUUUCUUUAUGAAUAAAAGCAUGUUUUGGAAAGGAAAAAGCAUACAGUGGUUAUUUGCUUGCUUAAGUUUAUUUUCCUUGUUAAAGCCUUUAUACUGUGAUGAACAUAACCAUGUGUAUAAAGAAGGUGAUGAAGUGGUUGUAUGGAUGAACACAGUUGGACCUUUGAAUAACAGACAAGAAACCUAUCCUUAUUUUCAACUUCCAUUCUGUCAAGGCCCUCAUUCAUUAGAACACCACCAUGAAACUUUGGGUGAAGCACUUCAAGGUAUGGACCUUGUUAACUCUGGUAUCCCACUUCAAUACAAAAAGGAUGAAGCCAACAAGUUGUAUUGUACAAAAGUGUUGGAUGCUAAAGAUAUUGAUGUCUUGAGAUAUGCAGUGGACAACCAAUAUUGGUAUACCAUGUUUGUUGAUGAUUUGCCUGUUAGUGGUAUUGUUGGUAGAGAUGCAAAUGAAGGGGAAACAGAAAGAACAACAGAUCCACAUUUCAAGGCACUGCAUGUUUAUACCCACAAAAGUUUCUCUAUUCAAUACAACAAUGACAAGAUUAUCUCUGUUAGUCUACAACAUGCUAGUCCAGUCGAAUUGAAAUACAAUCAACAAUCACUUGAAUUAUCAUUUACUUAUUCUAUUGACUGGAAUCCAACAGACAUUGCUUUCGAAGACAGAUUUGAUAGCUUGCUCGAGACAGACUUUUUUGAACACAAAGUGCAUUGGCUUUCUAUCUUUAGCAGUUUUAUGAUGGUUCUGUUCUUGACAGGUCUAGUGUCCGUUAUUCUCCUGAGAACUGUCAAGCGCGAUUUCACUCGAUAUGACAGAGAAGAAGGUUUGACAGAUUUUGACCGCGAUUUAGGGGAUGAAUAUGGCUGGAAACAAGUUCACGGUGAUGUAUUUCGCCAACCUCCUCGCCUUAUGCUCAUGUCUAUCUUGAUGGGUACUGGCUCUCAGCUUGUGAUUUUAUCUGCUGUUGUUAUUCUCUAUACAAUUCUCGGUGAUCUCUAUGCUGAGCGUGCUACUAUUCUUACUGCUACCAUUUUCUUGUAUGCACUUACCUCUUUUGUUGCUGGUUAUACUAGUGCUCGUUACUAUAUUCGCUAUGGCGGUAAGGAUUGGGUCAAGACAUUCAUCAUGACCGCUAGUUUAUGGCCUGGUGCUGUUUCUCUGAUCUGCGGCUUUAUUAAUACAUUAGCCAUUUAUUACAACAGUUCUCGAGCUAUCUCAUUCUACACCUUGUUGUCUAUUGUAGCAUUGUGGAUCUUUUUGUGUUUCCCUUUGACAUUGUUGGGUACUAUUGUAGGUCGCAACUGGGGCAGCCAGCCUGAUUUCCCUUGUCGAGUGAACCCUAUUCCUCGCCCUAUUCCUGAAAAGAUAUGGUAUGCAGAACCUUUGGUGAUUGUUAUGUUGGGUGGUAUUCUUCCUUUUGCUUCUAUUUUUAUCGAGAUCUAUUUUAUCUUUACAUCGUUUUGGACAUAUAAGAUCUAUUAUGUCUAUGGGUUCAUGUUAUUGGUGUUUGUGAUCUUGUUGAUUGUCAGUGCAUGUGUCAGUAUUGUCAGUACUUACUUUUUAUUGAAUUCUGAAGACCAUCGAUGGCACUGGGUUAGUUUUAUGACAUGUGCAUCUACAGCUGGUUAUGUUUACUUGUAUUCUAUCUAUUACUUUAUGGUCAAGACAAAAAUGACAGGUAUGUUCCAAACAAGUUUCUAUUUUGGUUAUACUGCACUUUUAUCGUUGGGCAUGUUCUGCAUGUUGGGCUUUGUUGGUCAUGUUGCUGCUGGUCAAUUUGUUCGCAAAAUCUAUCAAAAUGUCAAGAUUGACUAGUUCCUUGUAAAUAUAAUAUACAUACUUUUUUUUUCUAUAUACUCUUUUAAAGAGAGGAAAACAAGGUGCUUUUUCUAUGACGAUAUCAAAUAGACCCAAGUAAGCAUAAUGAAGAAAGACAAAAG
Messenger RNA from Gilbertella persicaria, 1946 nucleotides. RefSeq lists its product as uncharacterized. The transcript is spliced from 10 exons. The record is from RefSeq and is a predicted model, not a curated record. Gene Ontology annotation, cellular component: membrane. The coding region runs from base 10 to 1821 and encodes 603 amino acids. Gene Ontology annotation, biological process: protein localization to membrane. NCBI's taxonomy places the organism in Eukaryota, Fungi, Mucoromycota, Mucoromycetes, Mucorales, Choanephoraceae.